CCCAAGGGUGGCGUUGGGGAAAACACAGGAUGGGCACUAAGUACGGACAGGGCAAAUUGCCUGCAUCUAACAGCCGUUGGGCAGAUGCUGGCUUUCACGCUUCAGGCGCUGCAGACGACGCCUCGGAGCUAGAAGUGGAUCACCAACGCCGCCGCUCAACUGCAGAGCUGGGAGGUUAUAUAUAUCGACUUGUUGAAUACCGUUUCUCUGCAGGACACGCCGUUAUCAGAGUACCGGCCACCUCGGAAUAACGGAUUCAUUCAUAUGUCACCUAUCAAACUCCGACAAAGACCAGCUCAAACUGGCUCCCCCCACUCCAGUCGACCACAGGAUCAGCAUGGACCCAGUGACGAGGAACCUGAUCCGGACACCCCGAGCCGACCGCGAUCCUUACCCCAGCGCCCGUCUCGUUCCCAGGCAACUACGGGCAGCUCGUCGUCCGGUCGUACUUCCCACCGAAGAGCAGAAGGUGGACAGUAUUGCACCCAAAAAUGCCUGCUUGGGUUAGUCAAAGGGGGUUCUCUCGACGCGUCGUGUCCGAAUGUGCGGGAUCAUGGGGAGAACCGCUAUCGGAUUGACCGACCUGCCUUCCUUGAUCUUAUUCGCCGACAACUCUCAGAAGACAUGGAUACCGACUGCAAGCCUGUAGGUGUUCCUGGAGCAUGCGGUGUCCUAUUCUAGGUUAGGCUGAAAUCACACGGAUAUAUCAUAGCCGCGAAAUGCACCCCUAUCGACUUCUUUCGUCGUCUGAAACGAGAGGCUACCAUCUACGAGCACCUCCGUCGAAUCCAGGGAAUAUGUGCCGGUCCAUUUGGGUAACAUUGACCUGGACACUCCAUAUUUCUAUGAAGGGAUAACAGAGCUUGUUCACAUGAUGUUUCUUAGUUUUGGGGGAAAGCUUAUUUCUCGGCACCUUACCGCUAAGAAUAAGCAAUGCGUCAGUCAGCAGUUGAGCUACGCAGCCCGAGCAAUCCAUGACCUAGGGGUCUUGCAUAAGGAUCUCAUGCCUCGCAACGUACUGUGGAAUGAGGAGACAGGUCGGGUUAUGGUGAUUGAUUUC
Messenger RNA from Mytilinidion resinicola, 1060 nucleotides. RefSeq lists its product as uncharacterized. The transcript has a single exon. The record is from RefSeq and is a predicted model, not a curated record. Lineage: Eukaryota; Fungi; Ascomycota; Dothideomycetes; Mytilinidiales; Mytilinidiaceae. The coding region runs from base 265 to 681 and encodes 138 amino acids.